UCUCAGGUUCUGCCAACCGUCAUCGUGUUUGUGUUGAUUUGUUGAUUUGUUUAUUUUGAUGGAUUUUGGCGUGUUUGUAGUGGUAAACCGGACGUAAACAGGGUGUACUCGUACAAACUGUCACUUUCUUUGUCAAACGGGAACAUAUUCGGGAGUGGAAGAGAUUAAAGUGAAGAUUUUCGGAGCGUUUUGUUGUGCUUCACUUCGGUCCUUCAGGUAUGGACACCAGUGCAAACUGUCUCUUCUGAUUCCCCUACUUAAGAAAUUUCUCUCUUUUGUCCAGUUCUGGAGGUUUCCGUGACAACCACCCUGCCAUUCCACCAUCCUUCGCCGAGGACGCACAACCUCCGAAUCCCCCUGUUCUCCAAAGCCGGAGGGAAAUAAAACAGAAGCGAAUGACCGGUGAACAGAACAGAGUCGUGUGUGGAUCAGACAGAAUGCUGAGCAGAAAUAAAGACCAAACUGGAGUUUAAUGUAACGCAGUGGAACCUCGCAGGCCCUCUCACGCGCGCGUAUGCAGACGUCAGAGCCGUAACCGUGUAGCCACCCCCUUGCUUGAGUGCGGUGGAGUUUGGCUGCGCUUUGACUGAUCAGGAUGCCGGCGAAAGGGAGGUACCUGCUGAACGAGCAGAAGUUGAAACAGGAAGUGCUCUACAGGAAGUUCUCAUGCAUCAGCCAGUACCAGCCGCUGGUUCUGCUGCUUGGACUGAGCAUGCUCACAUGCGCCACUCUGCUGGUGCUGUUUUUUAGCCUGCAACUGCAUGUGAACAACCAUGUUGCUUUCGUGGCUGUGGUGAGCACGGCGCUGUGUGUGUUCCUGGCCGUGUUUGUGCUGGUGUGUGCAGAGGCGCUCCCUCAGAGAUGGACCACGCUGCUGGGCCUGGUGGUGUGGGCCACACACCUCACGAUGGGAUUUACCUUUAUCUAUAGCACAGAGUACAUUCUCCCCUGGGACCAGGUGCCAUUCUUCCUCUUCAUCAUCAUCACAGUGUUCACCCUGCUGCCCUUCCAGAUGUGGUAUGCGGUCAUCCUCGGUAUCAUCUCUUCGCUCUCACAUAUUAUUGUCCUGUCAGUGCAUUUAACCCUGAUCACCCCCUACCAGAGCUCUUACCUCACAAAUCAGCUCUUGUCGAACGCAGUGGUGUUUGUGUGUGGGAGUGUGGUGGGAGCAUUUCAUAAGGUUCUGAUGGAGAGAGCGCUCAGGCAGACUUUCCAAGACACGCUGCGCUGCCUUGAGAUCCGCAUGAAACUGGAGAUCGAGAAGAGGCAGCAGGAAAAUCUGCUGCAGUCGGUGCUGCCCGUGUAUAUUUCAAUGGAGAUGAAGCUGGCGAUAAUGGAGCGCUGUAAAUGCAAAGACAAGGAGGCACAUCAGCGACUGGUGAAAGACAAUAACUUCCAUAGUCUGUACGUGAAGAGGCAUGAGAACGUCAGUAUUCUGUACGCAGACAUUGUUGGUUUCACUUGUUUAGCCAGCGACUGUUCUCCUAAAGAGUUGGUGAUCAUGCUGAAUGAGCUCUUCGGAAAGUUUGACCAGAUUGCCAAAGAGAAUGAAUGUAUGAGGAUAAAGAUUCUGGGGGACUGUUAUUACUGUGUAUCUGGACUACCUGUGUCUCUACCCAAACAUGCCAAGAACUGUGUCAAAAUGGGUUUGGACAUGUGUGAAGCUAUUAAGCUUGUCCGCGAGGCGACCGGCGUGGACAUUAACAUGCGAGUGGGCGUGCACUCUGGAAACGUACUCUGCGGCGUGAUCGGCCUGCGUAAAUGGCAGUUCGAUGUUUGGUCGCAUGAUGUCACUUUGGCUAAUCACAUGGAGUCUGGAGGUUCACCGGGCCGGGUACAUAUAACUGACGCCACUCUGAAGCAUCUAAAUAAAGCUUACGAGGUGGAGGAAGGUAACGGUCACCUGAGAGACACCUACCUGAAAGAGCUCAACAUCAAGACUUACCUGGUUAUAGAUCCCAGGUCCAAAGAUCCGUCCCAGAGCAGCCGCAACGUUCCCAAGCAGCGUGUGAGUGAUGGUCUGAAGAUAAGAGCGUCAGUACGGAUGACGCGCUACCUGGAAUCGUGGGGGGCUGCAAAACCCUUCGCACAUCUCCAGAGCAGAGAGGGGUUCAUGACCGAUGCCAUGGUGAACGCCAAGAACCUCUGCAAGGACAUUCCUAUGAGAACAGCACCAAAAAUAACAGAAAGCUUCGAUGAGUCUCUCGAGGAAUCGUUAUCCUUCCCCACGCCUCCGUUCAGCGUGAAUAAGAACAAAUCCCAGAAGAGCAGGUUUGAUGAGGAACUGCACAAUGAGAUGAUCACCACCAUUGAUGAACUGAGUUCCAGCAAGCAGUGGGUGAAGUCAGAGGAGAUCUCAGGUCUCACUUUGUGGUUUACUAAACGAGAUCUGGAGAAACAGUACAGGACGAUAGAAAUGUCCAGUUUCAAGUACUACAUCGUCUGUGCCUUCUUCAUCUUCCUUUGCAUCUUCAUCAUUCAGAUGUCUGUCACCGAACAGCGUAGGCAGUUGGGAUUGGUAUUUGCGCUGUUGGCAUGUGUUUUGCUGUUGACCCUUGCCAUCUGUUUUGCUGUUCACAUUCAGAAACUCUUCCAGGAGAAGUUACAGUCCUGUCAGUGGUUAUCUGCUGUUUCUGAGGCGGUGGUUAAGAAGCCUUUUGUGCGCCUGCCACUAACAACCAUCACUACCACAGUUAUUGUUAUCAUUGCCUUGUUUAACCUGUGCUUUAAACCCAACAUUUUGUCCCCGGCUUGUAUUUGGGGAAAUGAAAGCAACGCAGCUCAACCACCUGAGGACUUUUUCUACUUUCUACCUUAUUCAGUGUACAGCUGUAUUCUGGCAUUACUGGUGUGUGGGGUGUUUAUCCGAGUAAGUUUCGAGCUGAAGGUGGCCUUCCUCUUCAUCGCUACAGCCGUUUAUUACAUUAUCAUCUGCUGCACCCAAAAUGAUCUGUUUACCAGCUACAGCUGUCUGCUCUUUGGGAAUCUCAACAGUACUGAGGAGUUUGCUGCAAGUGCGCUGAUAAAAGGAGGUCUGAUGAAACACCCACAGAUUAUGAGCUGCAUCUACAUAACUCUGUUCCUCUUCACCAUGCUGCUAAUAUCACGUCAGGAUGAGUUUUGCUGCCGCCAGGACUUCCUCCUAAAGAACAAGAACCGGACGGAUAAGGACGAGAUUGAGCUUUGUGAGAAUCUGACUCGGCUGCUGCUUGAGAACGUCCUCCCGGCUCACGUGGCAUCGUUGUUUGUGGGCGAGAACAAAAAGAACGAGGAUCUGUACUACAAGUCUUACGACUGCGUGUGCGUGAUGUUCGCGUCCGUUCCCGACUUUAAGGAGUUCUACACGGAGUGUGACAUUAAUAAAGAGGGACUGGAGUGUCUGCGGCUUCUGAACGAGAUCAUCGCCGAUUUUGAUGAGCUGCUAUCUAAGCCUAAGUUUAGUGGUGUGGAGAAGAUUAAGACUAUUGGGAGCACAUAUAUGGCUGCUGUGGGGCUCAGUGGAACACAAGGACAAGAAAAUAAUCAGGACCGGGAGAGGCAGCAGGCACAGAUUGGCAUCAUGGUGGAGUUUGCCAUCGCUCUGAUGGGGAAGCUGGACGGCAUCAACAGGCACUCGUUUAACAGUUUUAGGCUGCGUGUGGGAAUAAACCACGGACCAGUAAUAGCCGGGGUGAUCGGUGCUCGCAAGCCACAGUACGAUAUCUGGGGGAACACGGUGAACGUUGCCAGCCGAAUGGAGAGCACCGGAGAGCUGGGCAAAAUCCAGGUGACGGAGGAGACAUCGGACGUUCUGCAGAAGCUGGGUUACUUGUGCGAGUGCCGGGGUCUGAUCAACGUGAAGGGAAAGGGAGAGCUCAGAACCUUUUUCGUGUGUACAGACUCCAAUAAGCAGGGGAUGGGUCUGAGCUGAGAAUGCCAACUGUACCACACAGCUCCAGAUUAACACCCACACACCCACACACUGAGAUGUAGUUCUGUAGUUCCUCCUCUCUGUGAUGUUACUUGGAUUUUUUCAUGUUGGAAAAGCUGUUACAGCCAAAACUCUGAACAAACACAUACUGUACAUUGUGUGGUUGAGACUGAACCACUGAACCACUGAAUCUUGCCACUUAAUGCUGGAUCAACAGAACCAAUUUUUUACGAUGUUUACGGAGCUUGAAAUCUGCACAAACCUGCACUGUUCUGAACCUCGUGAGGAUAAAGUCUGGAUUUUUUAUCUGUGAUUUACAACAGGCGACUUUUCCUGCACAAAGUAAACCAUGAAGUUCCUCUGUUUU
Molecule: messenger RNA, 4277 nt
Organism: Trichomycterus rosablanca
Lineage: Eukaryota; Metazoa; Chordata; Actinopteri; Siluriformes; Trichomycteridae
Gene: adcy7
Product: adenylate cyclase 7
Exons: 28
Coding region: 596-3910 (1104 amino acids)
Biological process (GO): intracellular signal transduction; adenylate cyclase-activating G protein-coupled receptor signaling pathway; cAMP biosynthetic process
Cellular component (GO): plasma membrane
Molecular function (GO): adenylate cyclase activity
Source: RefSeq, a predicted model, not a curated record